AUAAAAUAUCUACUCUAUGAGUCACUUUGAUGACAUUGACUUCGGCUAGAAUUCAAACUCCAGUAACGUGCAUUUUGAAUAAGAGGCAGACUCUGGAAAGAAAAAGCCCAAAUAAAACACAAAGAAUACUUAUAUAAAGAAGAUAUCAUCGCUUAUAAAAAUGACCAAUCAAGAAAUCUUAGAUGAAAAUUAAGAAAAAAAAUAGACUGUCCACAAAGUCUAAAGCCAAUAAUUUCCUGGAAAUAAUUUAGGAGAUAAAGAGGAUAAACUAGCGAAAAACAGAGAGUCUGCUAGAAAUAGCAGGAGAAGAAAGAAGAUUUAUCUAGAAUUAUUGGAAAACAAAGUUACAAAAUUAUCAGAACAAUUAGAUGUUUUUAAGAAUGUUAAUGAGAGAACUCAACAAUUAGCAAUUAAUCUAUAAAAUAAAAUAACACAAAAAAGAGAGCAAGAUUCAACUAAGAUGAUUUUAUUUUCCAAUCUCUAAAAUUCCAUCAAUGGAAAUGCUGGAGAAAUGAAUAUCGAUGCAAUCAUAGAUUCCUUGAAUAAAAAAUUUGGUUCUGGAUCGCAGGAAAGACAUUAGUUAAUCGAUCAUUAUGCAAGACAAAUUUAUGAAAAUUGUUUGGCUCCAUAUAUAAAUUAUAUCAUUGGAGUAGCUAAAACUGAUUAAGACAUAUUCUCUAAUUAAGAGCAAACUGAUAAUACAAUCUUAAGAAAUCUUAAACUUACCGAUAAGCAAAAACAAAUACUAUAAAAAAAAUAAUAAAAAUUAAUAAGACAUCAAAAUGAAUUAGCUAAUACAUUAUCCUCAAUUUAGGAAGUAAAAAAUUAAAUUUAAGCCGAACUAAGUUCAUUUGAUUAAACUUUAGAAUAGUUAAGAAGAGAGUUGAAACCAAGUCAGGUGGCUAGAUUCUUAUUAUCUAUUGAAAAAAAGGAUAUGCAACAUCACUUUAAAGAAUAGUUUGAAAAAUGCUUUGGAUCAGAAAUUGAUGAAGAUGACUCUUUGGAAUUAUAUUAAUUUAUGACUGAGCACAAUCAAUGUAAUUCACUUGGAAUAGAUAUCCAAUAAACUUACGAGAUAUAUAGAGCAUCCAAUGAUUUUUUAAAUGGAAAAGCUGAAUCGGAAGAUUAAUAGCAACAAUAAUUGUAACAAUAAACUAAAGUUGAAUGA
Messenger RNA from Paramecium tetraurelia, 1168 nucleotides. RefSeq lists its product as uncharacterized. Gene Ontology annotation, molecular function: DNA-binding transcription factor activity. Gene Ontology annotation, biological process: regulation of DNA-templated transcription. The transcript has 7 exons. The record is from RefSeq and is a predicted model, not a curated record. NCBI's taxonomy places the organism in Eukaryota, Ciliophora, Oligohymenophorea, Peniculida, Parameciidae.